Molecule: messenger RNA, 1260 nt
Organism: Cornus florida
Lineage: Eukaryota; Viridiplantae; Streptophyta; Magnoliopsida; Cornales; Cornaceae
Product: F-box protein At1g67340-like
Exons: 3
Coding region: 97-1038 (313 amino acids)
Molecular function (GO): protein binding
Source: RefSeq, a predicted model, not a curated record
AUAUAUAUAAGUCCUCCUCUCAAUUCGCUUUUAUUGAAACAGAGGUGAGAGAAAAGCAGAGGAAAAACAAAAAGUGGAAGAGAAGAAGAGAGAUCGAUGUUUCACAUGAAAAAACAGAGAAUUUCACAAGAAAGAUCUGAUCUCUUUGAUGGGUUACCUGAUGAUAUCAUCAUCUCCAUUCUCUGCAAGCUCAGUUCCACCGCUAGAUGCCCUUCAGAUUUCAUCAAUAUUCUCUUAACGUACGUAUGCAAAAGACUAAACCGGUUGGGUCUCCAUCCACUGGUUCUUUCCCGAGCCGGUCCAAAAACAUUUUCUAUCAAAGCCAACAACUGGUCCGAGUCCACUCACCGCUUCUUACAAAACUGUGUUAACUCCGGCAACAUCGAAGCAUGUUAUACUCUCGGAAUGAUCCGAUAUUAUUGUCUUCAAGGGCGACGGAGCGGAGCGUCGCUGAUGGCCAAGGCGGCGAUGAAGUCUCACGCGCCGUCGCUGUACUCGCUCGCUGUGAUUCAGUUCAACGGCAGUGGUGGCUCCAAAGACGAUAAGGACCUCCGAGCCGGCGUGGCUCUGUGCGCCCGAGCCGCCUCCCUCGGCCACAUCGACGCGCUCCGUGAGCUCGGCUACUGCCUCCAAGACGGCUACGGCGUGAGCCAAAACGUAGCCGAGGGGCGCGGGCUCCUUAUCCAAGCCAACGCGCGGGAGCUCGCGUGCGUCCUACCCGCCGCCGUGCGGUCGUCUUCGGAUUUGGUUACGUGGCUCUGUCAGAACCCCCCACCGGUGGGGGGUUGUCAUGUGCCGGCACGUGAGGUGCACCCUGCGCACCGGUUCUUGACGGAGUGGUUCGGGUCGAGGGACGGUGGGUCGGGUCCGGAUGUGAGGUGCUCGCAUUCGGGUUGUGGUCGGACCGAGACGCGGCGAAACGAGUUUCGGAGGUGCUCCGUGUGUGGGGCGGUGAACUACUGCUCACGUGGGUGUCAGGCGCUGGACUGGAAGUUGCGCCACAAGGCGGAGUGCGGCACGCAUGGCCCACGGAAUUGAUCCGGACGGUGGUGAUGGCAAAUGAUCGGAUGGCUGAGGUUGGAUAAUCUAUUGUGGGGGCCAGGCUAUUUGAUGAAUGAUGACUAACCAUAGAUAUCGAAGUCAAAUGUCUCUUUAAAGUUUGUACAUAUUGUUCAUGGUAAGUUUUCUGUGGUCCAUAUCUUUUGAAUGUUUGUACAUAUAAAGGAGAUUUUGGAGGACAAUUAUAGUUUUUAUUAUUAA